This is a messenger RNA of Vitis vinifera (wine grape), 498 nucleotides long. RefSeq lists its product as uncharacterized. The record is from RefSeq and is a predicted model, not a curated record. NCBI's taxonomy places the organism in Eukaryota, Viridiplantae, Streptophyta, Magnoliopsida, Vitales, Vitaceae. The transcript has 4 exons. The coding region runs from base 79 to 498 and encodes 139 amino acids.
AAGUACAAUCUUGAUGGCAUUUUCAUAGGAGAAUCAGCAGUUCAUCUAACAAGCUACUUAGGCGUGUUAGCACGCACUAUGGUGCCAAUAAGAUAUAAAACUUGGCAUGUUGUACCUAAACAGUUGAAGGAUAAGUUAUGGGACAGCAUUGAGACUGCUUUUUCAUUAAAUCAUAAAAGCAGGAGGAAUUGUAUGUUAACAAUGGGAAAAUGCUUUCGGUCCUUUAAGAACUUGCUAACGGUGAAGUACAUUCUUCCUUUCGAAGACCAACCGGAGCUCCUCAAAAGACCACCAAUUCAAUAUACUUUUAUUGAGGAUGAAGAUUGGACAAUAUUUGUCAAAGAUAGAUUGUCUGACAACUUUAAGGAAUAUCGAGAAAUUCAAAAAGAAAGAAGAAAGAGAAACAUUUAUAAUCACCAUCUAAGUAGGAAAGGAUAUGCCGGUCUUGAGGAAGAGAUGGGUUAUAUGAUAAUUAUAUUAUACAUUGUCCUAUUUUGA